Messenger RNA from Beta vulgaris subsp. vulgaris (sugar beet), 2422 nucleotides. Its product is annotated as transcription factor bHLH78. NCBI's taxonomy places the organism in Eukaryota, Viridiplantae, Streptophyta, Magnoliopsida, Caryophyllales, Amaranthaceae. The coding region runs from base 264 to 2030 and encodes 588 amino acids. Gene Ontology annotation, molecular function: DNA-binding transcription factor activity; protein dimerization activity. The transcript is spliced from 8 exons. Gene Ontology annotation, biological process: regulation of DNA-templated transcription. Gene Ontology annotation, cellular component: nucleus. The record is from RefSeq and is a predicted model, not a curated record.
CUCCCAAAGACCUUCCCCCCCUUUUCCCCCCUCCCUCUCUUUCCCAACAAUUUGACAAUAUUUUUUCUAUAAUUACACAACUACACCCAAAUCAUAACACUCAUUAUACCAAUUUCUCUGUUUUCCCCUGUUUUUUACAAUUCAAGCCAUCUAAACUUCAAUAUAACUCAACUCACACUCAUAUGUAAAACAACAUUUUAGCCAACAAUCAAACUUUAAACACAAUCACAAACUCAUCUCAAAUUCCAACCAAUUAACACUCCAUGGAGAAGGAUUUCUUUCUAAAUGCCGGUAUACCGCCUUCCCUACGAUAUGAUCAUCCAUUCUCUUCUUCUUCUUCUUCAAUGCCCACAUGGCAAACUCUUUCCUCAGCAAUGGAAAUCCAAACCAAUCAAUCCCAUGAUUGUUUUCUCUCUACACAACCUCCACUUCCUCCUACUAAUCAUAAUAAUAAUACAACUGAUAAUUUUGAGUCUGCUUUAAGCUCUAUGGUAUCCUCUCCUGCAGCGUCAAACUCCGCCUUGUCGAACGACAAUUUUAUGAUCAGAGAGUUGAUUGGAAAACUUGGCAAUAUUUGCAACUCCGGCGACAUUUCUUCAAGCGGACAACACCAUGUUCCGCCACCUUACAUUGGUGCUAAUGGUGGGAAUUGUAGCACCAAUAACUCAACUUAUAGUACCCCACUUAGCUCACCACCUAAAAUGGGGAUAUCAAUGCCAAUUAUGGAUCAUUUGGUCAAAGAAAAUUUCCCCACCUUGGGAAAUUCAAUACCUUUGAGCUCAAAUUUGCCGGCAAUGCCUGGUGAUCCGGGUUUCGCGGAGCGAGCUGCGAGAUUUUCUUCCUUUGGAAGUAGGAGUUUUAAUGGAAGAAUAAGCCAGUUUGGGGUCAAUAACAAUGGUAGCAAUACUAAUACUAAUACUACUACUAGUUUUAACAAUAAUAAUAAUAAUGUAGAAUUGUGUUAUCGAUCCAAUACUAAUACUAAUACUAGUAAUUUAAGUGGAAGUGGUAAAUUACAAAGAGUUUCUAGUAGUCCUUCACUUAUUAAGGCAGCUGGAUCUGAUGAAGCUGAAAACAACAAGAAUUCAUUAUUGUUUCAAAACAAUGAAAGGAAACAAUCUGGAAAUUGUAAUCAAGAACAAGGUGAAUUCUCUAAUUCACGAGACAAUUCGUCGAUUUCGGGCCAAAAUCAAGCAGUUGAAAUUGGAUCAAACAGGAAAAGAAAAGCAGCUCCUCCAAAGGGAAAAUCCAAGGAAAUUCAAUCUCAAUCUCCCCUGCCCAAAGUGGUAGAAAAUGGAGAGGAUUUAAGUGCAAAGAGAAGCAAAUCAGAAGAAAGCGACGAUACGAAAACAGAAGAAACCAGAAGAGAUGAUGGGAAAAAACAGAGUAAUGCAAACCAAAAGCCACCAGAGGCACCAAAGGAUUAUAUUCAUGUUAGAGCAAGAAGGGGUCAAGCCACUGAUAGUCAUAGUCUUGCUGAAAGAGUUAGAAGAGAGAAAAUUAGUGAAAGAAUGAAGCUUCUUCAGGAUCUUGUACCAGGCUGUGAUAAGGUAACCGGAAAAGCACUAAUGUUGGAUGAGAUUAUCAAUUAUGUACAGUCAUUACAACGACAAGUCGAGUUCCUUUCAAUGAAGUUAUCUUCUGUGAAUCCAAGAUUAGAGUUCAACAUGGGAAACCUUUUCUCAAAGGAUGUGAUCCAACCAAAUUGCUCAUUGCCGCAUCCAAUGUACCCACCAGAUUCCUUGGCACCAACCCAUUAUGGCCAAACUCAUCAAAAUCCUUUACAAGAUAGCAUAACCACCACGGCCCCAUCUCCUAUGGCCCCUUUAAAUUCCACAACUAAUCAAAAUCAUGCUUUACAUUUACCUCCACUUGAUUUUUUCUCUAAUGGUCUUUCUCAGCUAUCAUCAUUAUGUGAGGGAGACCUCCAAAGUAUUGUUCAAAUGGGUUUUGGACAAAAGGAGGAUGGAUUUCAAUCACAAGUUUUACAUGGGUCAAAUCUAUCACCACUUAUGAAAAUUGAGUUCUAACCACCAAUCAUCAAUCUUGAAUAUGAUGGACAGAGGGGGAAGGAAAGGGGAGAGAGACACAGAGGCUGGUUGUACAUACAAAGAGACUUUGAAGGAUCUUCAAGGCCAUUGUUUUAAUAUCUAAUAUAAGAAAAAUAUGUUUUCCUUUUUUUUAUCUUUAUUUUUCCCUUUUCACCUUAGAUUCAUCUCACCUUUCCCUCUUUUUAUCUACCAAUUACUUAUUUUUUUGCCUUAUUAUUUUUUUAGGGGUAGUUAUGCUCAUAUGUAUCCUUUGUAAUAUUCUAUGAUCAUUUGGUGCAAAAGUCUUGCAUUUGCUCCACCCAAUGUAACAUAUAUUAAGUUGAAGAAGAAAGAUAAUUAAAAAGAUAUAGAUGUCAUCUUACGUUUUUCAA